AUGGAAGCUCAAGGUCAUGGAGAUAGGGUUUCUCAACGUGAGAUUGUUGGCCAACAGGUUAGAAAUGUAGAGGAAGAGGCAGAGUCUAGGGGUAGUACUAACCAUGAAUUAGAGUCUGAGGCUAGGGCUCAUGUAGAUAAUCAACCCGUACCUCCUCCGCCCCCAUUUGUACCUAUCCUACAGCUAGAUCCUGCUAUCUUAGCACAAACUAUCAUUGCUACUCUGCAAGCUCAAGAGACAAGAAGAAAACCUGGGGAUAUCAUAGAACAUGCUAAGAAGUGUGGAACAUUUGAUUUUCAUGGCUCCAUUGAUUCCAAAGAAGCAGAUAGAUGGCUCAGAGCUACAGAUAAGUCAUUUAACACUUUAGAGUUGACAGAUGAGCAGAAGGUCAGUAGUGUUUAUGGCUUGCUACAUGAUACAACAGAUGCAUGGUUUGCUAGGAUCAGAUUGCUAUUAGGAGAUCAGUUGACCUGGGAGAUAUUCAAGACUGAGUUUCGUAGGGAGUAUUUAACUGAAGCAUACAAUGCAGAAAGGCAGAAUGAGUUUAUUGCUUUAAAGCAAGGUUCAAUGACAGUGCGGGAAUACAUAGAUAGAUUUGAAGAACUUUAUAAGUUUGCUUCAGAAAUCUUUCCUACAGAAGCGAAAAAAUGUUACAGAUUCAAAGAGGGGCUACAAACUAUUUUGAAGAAUGAGCUAUCAUUGUAUGAGGGAACACAAUUCAGAGGCUGGGUAGAGAAGGCAAUAGAAAAAGAAAAGCUGAGAGAAGAGCAUGAACAAGAGAGUAAACAAAAAGCUUCUGUUUGGACUGGAAAACAAGGGGGAUUUAACAAGGGGACUAGCUCAUUUCAACAAAGAAAAUCAGAUACUGGACGUUCUAGAGAUAAUAGAGUACCCUGGUCUUGGUAUGGUUCACAGAGACCUCAGUCACAUGAUAGCAAUUUCUCAGCGAGACAACCAACAUCUAGUGUCGUUAGUGUGGCUAGCAAGAAGAGACCUACAACUUUCUUUGAGUGUGGUCGUGGUAGAGGUUUCCAAGGUACUGCUAAUAGAGGUGGUCGAAUGUCAGGCUUUGAUAGAGGUUCUGGCUUUAAUGCGAAUAAGGAAGGCGUAGCCUCAACUUCAACACAACCCAUACAAAGUGCUCAGAAUACUAGACCUGCUGUACAACCUAGAGUAUUUGCUUUGACUCAACAUGAGGCAGCGGCUUCUCCAGAUGUUAUUUCGGGUAGGUUAACUAUCUUUGGUAGGGAUGCUUAUGUUUUAAUUAACCCUGGUGCAACACAUUCUUUCAUUGUGUCAUCAUUCAUAUCAUGCAUACCUCGAGAUAAGAGUGUGAUGAAUCAUGCUUUAGCUGUAGAUUUUCCAGUGGGCCAGUCAGUAGUUUGUCAACAUGUUUAUAAAGAUUGUGAGAUACAUAUUGGGGAUCAUAAGUUUGAGGUAGAUUUAGUACCUUUGGCGCUUCGGAUGUUUGAUGUUAUACUUGGUAUGGAAGUUUUAUCCAAAUACAAACCAGUUGUUGACUAUUAUAGAAAGAGGGUGCUUUUUCAAUUACCAGUACAUGGUGAAGUUGUAUUCAAAGGUGAGAAGAGUUCAGAACACUAUGGAAUGGUAUCAUCUUUAACUGCUAGAAGAAUGUUGAAGAAGGGCUGUGAAGCAUACUUGGCAUAUGUUAUAGAUACAGAAAAAGAAGGGGUAAAACUUGAAAAAAUUCAUGUUGUGAAUGAAUUUGCUGAUGUAUUUCCUGACGAUCUACCAGGCUUACCACCAGAUACAGAGAUUGAAUUUAGAAUCGAUUUACAAUCAGGCACUAACCCUAUUUCUCAAGCUCCGUAUAGAAUGACUCCUGCUGAAUUGAAAGAACUAAAGGGAGCUCUGGUGUUAUUUGUGAAAAAUAAAGAUGGAACUAUGAGAUUGUGUAUUGAUUAUAGACAACUGAACAAAGUUACAAUUCGUAACAAGUAUCCAUUGCCUCGAAUAGAUGACUUAUUUGAUCAACUACAAGGAGCUAGAGUAUUCUCCAAGAUUGAUUUGAGAUCUGGUUAUCAUCAAUUGAAGAUUAAGAAUCCAGAUGUUCCUAAGACUGCAUUUAGGACUCGAUAUGGUCACUAUGAAUUCCUUGUUAUGCCAUUCGGGUUAACUAAUGCUCCUGCUGCUUUCAUGGAUUUGAUGAACAGAGUUUUCAAGCCUUAUCGAGAUAGCUUUGUGAUUGUAUUCAUCGAUGAUAUCUUAGUGUAUUCUAGAUCCGAGGAAGAGCAUGCAGAGCACUUGAGACUUGUUUUACAGACUUUAAGAGAAAAACAAUUGUACGCCAAGUUUAGUAAGUGUGAGUUCUGGUUAAGGAAAUUUAUGUUUCUUGGCCAUGUUAUCUCAGCAGAGGGAAUUUAUGUUGAUCCUAAAAAGGUGGAAGCUAUAAUUAACUGGAAUUCUCCGAGUAAUGUACACGAGGUACGCAGUUUUCUAGUUUUGACACUUCUAGUUACAGAUUUGGGGUAUGUUGUAUACAAUGAUGCUUCCAAUAAUGGGUUGGGCUGUGUAUUAAUGCAGCAGGGAAAGGUAAUUGCUUAUGCUUCAAGGCAAUUAAGACCACAUGAACUGAAUUAUCCUACACAUGAUGUAGAACUUGCAGCAGUGAUAUUUGCUUUGAAGAUAUGGAGACAUUACCUAUAUGGUAAGAAAUGUCUUGUCUACACUGAUCAUAAAAGUUUGAAGUAUAUACUUAGUCAAAAAGAAUUGAAUUUGAGACAAAGAAGAUGGAUAGAACUUCUGAAAGAUUAUGAUCUUACUAUAGAGUAUCACCCUGGAAAAGCUAAUGUAGUAGCUGAUGCCCUUAGCAGGAACUACUUGGAGGUUCAUCCUAUUUUGAUUGAAAGAAUUAGGGAUGCUCAGAAUGAAGAUGACAAAUUAGUGAAAAUAAAGGGUGAAGUUCAACAAGAUAAUAGAAUUGAUUUCAAUGUUUCUGAUGAUGGCACUUUACUUUACAGAGGUAGAUUAUGUGUUCCUGAUAUUGAUAUAUUAAAAAGAGAGGUAGCACACAAUUCAACUUAUGCUAUGCAUCCGGGGAGUACAAAAAUGUAUCGUACUUUGAAAGAAAACUACUGGUGGUCAGGAAUGAAGAAAGAAAGUGCAGAAUUUGUGUCUAGAUGUUUAACAUGCCAGCAAGUUAAAGCAGAGCGCCAUCAUCUAACGGGUUUGCUACAACCACUUUUUAUUCCUAAAUGGAAAUGGGAACAUGUCAAUAUGAAUUUUGUUGUUGGGUUACCUAGAACUCAACAAGGACAUGAUGCGAUAUGGAAUAUUGUUAAUAGACUAACAAAAUCAGCACAUUUUCUUUCUAUAAAGGUAAAUUAUCCUCUUGAUAAACUUGCUGAGAUUUACACUAGGGAGAUAGUUAGACUGCAUGGUGUUCCAUAUUCUAUUGUGUCUGAUAGGGAUCCGAGAUUUUACAUCAAGGUUUUGGCAGAGCUUACAACUACCUAUGGGCAAUCAGAACGGACUAUUCAAACCUUAGAAGAUAUGUUGCGUGCAUGCAUGAUUGAAUUUCAAGUACAGUUGAUCAGAGAUCGCCUCAAGGAGUCCCAAGAUAGACAAAAGAGCUAUGCUGAUUUGAAGAGGAAGCCGAUUGAGUACAGUGUGGUAAUUGAAAAGAUUGGUCCAGUGUCUUACAAAUUAGCCUUACCUCCAGAGUUAUUGCAGAUUCAUAAUGUCUUUCAUGUUUCAAUGCUACGGAGAUACAGGAGUGAUCCUAGUCACAUCUUACAGGUUCAGCCUAUAGAGUUAAAGGAUGAUUUAUCAUAUGAAGAAGAACCAUUUGCUAUUUUAGCAAAGGAAUAUAAAGAGUUAAGAAAUAAGGUUAUUCCUCUAGUAAAUGUAUUGUGGAAACAUCACGGAAAUGAGGAAGCAACCUGGGAACGAGAGGAGGAUAUGAAAAGUCGAUACCCUCAUCUAUUCUAG
Molecule: messenger RNA, 3951 nt
Organism: Mercurialis annua (annual mercury)
Lineage: Eukaryota; Viridiplantae; Streptophyta; Magnoliopsida; Malpighiales; Euphorbiaceae
Exons: 8
Coding region: 1-3951 (1316 amino acids)
Molecular function (GO): nucleic acid binding
Source: RefSeq, a predicted model, not a curated record